Molecule: messenger RNA, 1338 nt
Organism: Brenthis ino (lesser marbled fritillary)
Lineage: Eukaryota; Metazoa; Arthropoda; Insecta; Lepidoptera; Nymphalidae
Source: the annotation of a GenBank genome assembly
AUGCUUAUACAGGCUGAUGUAGAUAUUGCAGUUCAAGCAGCAAAGCGUGCUUUUCAUCGCAAUUCGGAAUGGCGUCUAUUAAGCGCACAAGAAAGAGGCCAACUGCUUUACAAAUUCGGUGAUCUUAUUCUAAGGGAUUUAGAUUACUUAGCUGAAUUAGAGACUUACAAUAAUGGUAUGGUGCUUAGUAAUUGCAAGAGAUUCGUUGAAGCAGGUGUAGAUCAAAUAAGGUAUAAUGCGGGUCUGGCCGAUAAGAUCCUUGGCAAUACCUUUUCUGCGGGUAGCGAUGCAUUUACCUACACCCUUAAACAACCUGUCGGGGUGUGUGCUUUAAUAUUGCCCUGGAACGUGCCUAUACUAAUGUUCAUCAGCAAAGUAACAGCUGCAUUAGCAGCAGGUUGUACGGUGGUAGUGAAACCUGCAGAACAAACACCGUUGACGGCUUUAGCCUUAGCCGCGCUACUGGCUGAAGCGGGAGUACCCAAAGGCGUCGUCAAUGUAGUUCCUGGAUACGGUGAAACUGCGGGAGUUGCUUUGACUCAUCACUCUGAUAUUGCUAAGAUUUCCUUCACAGGUUCUGUAGAGGUUGGCAAACUUAUUCAACAGGCAGCUGGAGCUAAGAACUUGAAACGAGUAUCGCUAGAACUCGGUGGAAAGAGCCCUCUCAUCAUUAUGGACGACGCGGAUUUGAACGUUGCUGUCCCCUACGCUGCUUUAGGAGUGUUUAGCCACCAAGGUCAAAUUUGUAUAGCGGCCUCCCGACUGUACGUCCAAUCGGGUAUUUAUGAUGAGUUUGUCAAAAGAGCUGUGCAAUUUGCAAAGACCUUGGCUGUUGGAAACCCUACUGAUGCAAAAACACAACAUGGCCCACAGAUUGACAAAAGUAUGAUGGAUAAAGUUCUUGGUUACAUAGAGAAAGGAAAAUCGGAAGGUGCAAAAUUACUCACUGGAGGUAAAAGAGUUGGGACUAAAGGCUUUUACAUCGAACCCACGGUGUUCUCUGACGUGACCGAUGACAUGACAAUAGCUAGGGAAGAGAUAUUUGGGCCAGUACAAAGUAUUCUAAAGUUUGAAACACUCGAGGAGGUAAUAGACCGUGCAAAUGAUACCAACUUCGGACUAGCGGCAGGUAUCUUUACUACGUCUGUCGAGAAUGCGCUACAAUUCUCGAAACAUGUCGAAGCUGGCACGGUUUGGGUGAAUACUUAUUUGAUGUUUAAACCCCAAAUGCCGUUUGGAGGAUUUAAAGAAUCCGGAAUUGGACGAGAGAAUGGACCGAUGGGCGUUGAAUCGUAUCUGGAGGUGAAAACUGUAACAAUGGCAAUGAAAAAGGAAUUU